AAAAACCCUGACUGAAAGCUGAAUGCUGUCAGAGCGAGAGAGAGAGAGAGAAACAGCGUGUGCAGGUAGAAGGACGUCUGAUGGAGCAAAUAGCCCAAAUAAACUGAGACUAUUUGGAGAGUGGUUCAAGAAGCAGUUGAGUAUAUCAUGGCUGGAGCUACGACGUUAACCAUGAGGCCAUUUGCACAAACACAACUUUUGCUGUACCUCUGCUUAACAUCUGUGCUGGUCAGGAGCUGGACCUACACGUAUUCCAAUCAGACGAUGAGCUGGAUACAAGCCAAGGAGUGGUGUGAAAAUCACACCCAGAUCCUGAUGUUUAUUCAAAAUGAAGAAGACAACAACUACCUUAAGGAUAAUCUCCCAAAGAUAAAGCCCUACUAUUGGAUUGGACUCAGAAAGACUGAGGACAAUUGGACUUGGCUGGGGACGGCAAAGAUGUUGGAGGGUAAUGGAUACUGGAGUGAUAACGAACCGAAUAACAAAAAGCAAGAUGAAGACUGUGUGGAAAUACAAAUAAAUACAUGGAAUUCAAAUGGCAAGUGGAAUGAUGAAAAGUGCACCAAACAGAAGCAUGCCUUGUGCUAUAAUGCAUCAUGUCUCACGACGUCAUGUAGCAAGCAUGCCCAGUGUGUGGAGAACAUCAGCAACUACACAUGCAAGUGUAAUCCAGGAUUCACUGGUCCCAAGUGUAUGGAAGCUGUAGAGUGUGGCGCGGUCAAAACUCCAGAGCAGGGUUUUGUGCAGUGUAGCCAUGUUUAUGGAGACUUUCGUUUCAAUUCAUCCUGCCAGUUCCACUGUGCCCGUGGCUACAUAUUACAGGGUUCAAAACAUCUACACUGCUUAUCACUGGGGAAGUGGGAUCAUGAUCCUCCUGAGUGCCAGGUUGUCGAAUGUCCUCCAAUUACAACUUCAAACAGUGGAUGGAAUAUGACAUGCAACCAUCCUCGGCACACAAACAGCUACAACUCUACAUGUGUGUUCAGAUGUGACGAGGGUUUUGAGCUGAGAGGUUCACACACAACCCGGUGCGAUCACACUGGACAGUGGACACACAACACCCCAACCUGCACAGUCAUGUUGUGUAAGAGCCUCUCGGUGCCUGGUGGUGGAAUUGUGAGCUGUUAUAGAGGCAACAGCACUAUCUGCACAGUACAGUGUCCCUCCGCUUACCUGCUGCUGGGAGGUAGUGAACGCAUCUGCAGACCUGAUGGCUCAUGGAGCCAGUUCCAACCUCUGUGUGCCAGUUACAAAGAUUUGCUGAUGGCUUCUUCAGGAUGUGCAGCAUUUUCUACCAUCUGCUGCUACAUGUUCUGCUGUUCCUAUUGCAGAAAGAGAAAAAAGCCAGUGAAACAAAAUUAUCAAGACGAGAUGACGGACCCAGUAUGUGAUGCGGGUGAUGCACCGCUGGAGGACUUGCUGAGCUCAGUGUGACACUUCACUUCCUUUGUUCAUUUGAUGUUUUAAGUUCAACACAUCUGUCAAUAAUGUAAAAUUCCAAACAUAUCCAAAGGUCCUUCAUAGUGAAAAUUAUUUAAUCUGUAUUUUACAUAAGGCUUUUUCUGGAAAUCAAGGGGAAAAAUGCUUUUGGUUAAAUGCAAACUGUAGUUGUGCCUGAAGUCCUGUGCCCUGAAGUCAGCCAGUCAUUUGUGUUACUGAUGAUAAAUUAGUGUGGCUUCCACCAAGGAACUGAAGAACAUGAGCAAUAAUAACUAAGGUUAACUAAUGACAGCUACUGUAUGUACAUCCCUAAAUGCAUUAUAAAAACUGAGGAACUUAUACAGUGGGGUCAAAAAGUGAAAAUGUGGGAUUUUUUAAUAAACUGGAAAUAAACAGAA
Messenger RNA from Ictalurus punctatus (channel catfish), 1838 nucleotides. Its product is annotated as P-selectin. Gene Ontology annotation, biological process: leukocyte tethering or rolling; response to cytokine; heterophilic cell-cell adhesion. The record is from RefSeq and is a predicted model, not a curated record. NCBI's taxonomy places the organism in Eukaryota, Metazoa, Chordata, Actinopteri, Siluriformes, Ictaluridae. The coding region runs from base 148 to 1434 and encodes 428 amino acids. The transcript is spliced from 10 exons. Gene Ontology annotation, cellular component: membrane; external side of plasma membrane. Gene Ontology annotation, molecular function: oligosaccharide binding; sialic acid binding.